This is a messenger RNA of Neopelma chrysocephalum (saffron-crested tyrant-manakin), 751 nucleotides long. RefSeq names its product cortexin-1-like. NCBI's taxonomy places the organism in Eukaryota, Metazoa, Chordata, Aves, Passeriformes, Pipridae. The transcript has 3 exons. The record is from RefSeq and is a predicted model, not a curated record. Bases 87 to 665 code for a protein of 192 amino acids.
CAGCCGGGGCAAAGAGAGAGGAGCAGAUUUCCAGGGAAAACACAGCUUGGGGAGGUGCAGGAAGGCAGGAAUGUGGGAAUAAAGGAAUGCAGGACGACAGGAAUACAGGACAACAGGAAUACAGCCAGUUUGUGACAGUGGACCCGUUUGCUCCCAGUUCCAGGGUGCAUCCCAUAAAAAGGUGCCAGGAGGUCCCAGCGUGGGGCAGAACCCCCCAGGGACACAGUGCAGCCCAAAUUCCAGGGGUUUGCAUCCCGCUGGGAGCUGAGCUCCCCCGGGAAGAGCCCCUGCCUGAGCUCAGCCCAAGAUCCAGGCUCGAUCCCAGCAGGAUUCCUGGGCUGGAUCCAGCGGCAGCGUUGACUGAAAAAGGCAAGGAAUUCCUGCAAGGAAUCUGGGAGCUCCUGUGGGAGAACCAGGGUGGCAAGGGAGGCACAGAGAGAGGCCUCCAUCCCACCUGGGACAGACAGAGCUCCUGGGACAGACAGAUCCUGGCUCUGGAGCCCAGGAAAGCUGGACCCUGGAGACCUUCCCUCAGUGACGUGGCUGCUGGGACACGGCCUCCCCCUGCUCCUGCUGCAGUAGCAAUGCUGGUGUCCCCACGGAGCUGCAGUGAGGAGCUCUGGGCUCUGGCAGGAGCUCUCCCCGCGCCGGUGCCCAUGGAGUGAGCCGUGCCCGGGGGUGAGCGGGCACAGCAGGACGCUGAAGUUUGGCUGCCCCGGCCCCGCCAAAACCCCUCCCGUCCCCCGCGCCC